Molecule: messenger RNA, 312 nt
Organism: Penicillium brevicompactum
Lineage: Eukaryota; Fungi; Ascomycota; Eurotiomycetes; Eurotiales; Aspergillaceae
Product: DUF167 domain-containing protein
Exons: 2
Coding region: 1-312 (103 amino acids)
Source: RefSeq, a predicted model, not a curated record
AUGUCGCCCCUAACCUGCCUCCGUCUUAUCGCAAAGGCCAACAGUAAAACGUACAGCCUCCACAUCCCUUGUUAUGUGAAAGCCAACGCGUCUCGCCGCAUCGGAGUAACGGCCGUGGGCAGCGACAAGAUCGACGUGUCGCAGAUUCUUGCCGAGAUCUUCAAGGUCCCGAAAUCAAGUGUGGGGGUGAUUCGGGGUGCGAAGUCGCGAGAGAAGACGCUCUGUAUUGCCGAUCUGGAGAUCGACAGCGAAGAAGCAUUCUUGCAGCGCGCAACUAAAAGCCCACAAGACGCUAUUUCGCGACGCGCUUAG